Syzygium oleosum is the source of this 974-nucleotide messenger RNA. Its product is annotated as protein BUD31 homolog 2-like. Gene Ontology annotation, cellular component: nucleus; spliceosomal complex. NCBI's taxonomy places the organism in Eukaryota, Viridiplantae, Streptophyta, Magnoliopsida, Myrtales, Myrtaceae. The transcript is spliced from 4 exons. Bases 206 to 643 code for a protein of 145 amino acids. Gene Ontology annotation, biological process: mRNA splicing, via spliceosome. The record is from RefSeq and is a predicted model, not a curated record.
AUGGAUGUUUGAACGGCAGUUUGAGCAACAGUUGUUGCAAAGACAAUCUAACAAAAAAGACUUUUUGACUAUUGUUGAAUGAGAUAGUACUUCUAAGAUAUCACAUUUUGGUCGAUGACUUGGGAGAGUGUUGAAAUGGAAGGCAUACUUUCCUAUUUUAAGUAGAUAUGGCAGUUGAGAAGUGGGCGAUUUAGAAGGCAGGACUAUGCCUAAAGUGAAGACCAAUCACGUUAAAUACCCAGAAGGAUGGGAACUGAUAGAACCCACGCUUCGAGAAUUGCAAGCUAAGAUGAGGGAAGCUGAAAAUGAUCCUCAUGAUGGCAAGCGCAAAUGCGAGGCACUGUGGCCCAUUUUCAAGAUUGCUCACCAGAAAAGCCGAUAUGUAUUCGAUUUGUAUCACAGCAGGAAAGAAAUCUCGAAAGAAUUGUAUGAGUUCUGCUUGGAGCAGGGUUAUGCCGACAAAAACCUAAUUGCCAAGUGGAAGAAGCCGGGUUAUGAGCGGCUCUGCUGCCUACGCUGCAUGCAGCCUCGUGACCACAAUUUUGCUACAACAUGUGCGUGUCGAGUGCCCAAGCACUUGAGGGAGGAGAAGGUGAUAGAGUGCGUUCAUUGCGGUUGCAGGGGUUGUGCGAGCGGAGAUUGAUCGAUCACAUACUGAUGCGGGCAGCAUACAUGGCAGGUCUGCUGUUCUUUUUGUGAACUUAAUUUGCAUCACUUAGUUGGGUGGAGCUGACUAUACAUCAUUAGGCUUCCGAGAGCUUAGACUUUGCAAUGAAUGGAGCAUCAUGUGCUUAGCAUAGUCAAGAAAAACCGUCUCUGAGACGCAAGCACUGUUGACUUAUGUACGCUUCUUUAGGAGUUUCGCGUUGCCUUGUGCUCGCUUCAUCUUCCGACUUGCGCAUCCGGAAUCAUGUGGGAGUUCAUCAUCGGCGCAACCUCAAGUAUAUCGUAAUGUCAGGCUCUUGGACUCUGGC